Molecule: messenger RNA, 905 nt
Organism: Salvia miltiorrhiza (redroot sage)
Lineage: Eukaryota; Viridiplantae; Streptophyta; Magnoliopsida; Lamiales; Lamiaceae
Exons: 6
Coding region: 116-796 (226 amino acids)
Cellular component (GO): chloroplast
Source: RefSeq, a predicted model, not a curated record
GCUCUGAUAAAUAUUUUUUUUUUUUUUAUUUCCCCUAAUUUAUUAAUUUCUUGAAUAAUUAUGUUCGUAUCUUUUUAACGUUCCACCUUAACCGUUAAGUCACACAACCUCCACCAUGUCAUCGCCGGUCAUUGCGUCCCUAUUUCCCGCGGCCGCUCCGCCGCCUGCACACUCACAACCACCACCUCCUCAACUCUCACAACCCGAAAUAAGCACUGUCUCACGCCGCGCCGCCGCUGUUUUGCUCUCCUCAGUCAUCAUUCCCAUCCUCCGACCACCUCUCGCCUCCGCAUUCUCAAUUGGCAUCUCAGGACCAAAGGAGUGGCUUAAGGAGCAGAAGAAGAAGUCCUCCAAAUUUCUGUUAGCUCCGGUUGAUGCUUCACGCAACAUCCUUCAGUCAGCCUACCUUUUGCUCAUGAAAAGUGAAGCAGAGUUUGGUGAAAGUGAAUUGGACGAAGUUCAGAAUUUGUUGGUUUCUGCAGCUAGAGAUUGUGUUCCUCAGGAUAGAAAUUCUUUCGUUGAGUUCCAAGCCAGUACUGGAGUAGAGGUCUGCACAUUUAAGUUGAUUGUGAAAAAUGCGUCGUCCUUGCUUGGCGACAGAGACCCUCUCAAGCUAGAAGCUGAAUCCAAGCUCAAUGAUCUCAUAAGAUCAUUUUCUUCUCUUAGUGACAUGGCUAGGGAAGGAAGUGUUCAACUUACUUUGAACAGCAAACAAAGAGUUGUAGAUGCACUUAAGGAUACUAUAUCUUCACUAAACAGCUUUGAGCAGGGUAUCAUGGACUGUCUCCAAGUUUGAUCAUUCCACCUCUUGCUAAAAUGUUAUUGAAACGACUUCUUUUAAAUGUAAACUAAUACAUUGCAAAACAGGUGUCUUAUUUACAAUUAUUAACACCAAAAUGUUACAA